Molecule: messenger RNA, 963 nt
Organism: Tetrahymena thermophila SB210
Lineage: Eukaryota; Ciliophora; Oligohymenophorea; Hymenostomatida; Tetrahymenidae
Product: kinesin motor domain protein
Exons: 4
Source: RefSeq, a predicted model, not a curated record
GUUUUGAUAAUAAUUUAUAUUUAAAAAUUUCAACAAAUUCACUUUUAAAACUAUACUGAAAUAAUGUCAAAUUAAAAUUAAAGAAAUAUUGCAAAAUUUUUCACUUGUCCUGAAGAAGAUGAGGGAGUUGGCGCUAGAGUUAUUAGAGUUAUUGGCAGCGACUUUUGUAGAAGAUUGGAUCCAUUUUUGAUGCUUGAUUAUUUUAUGGUUAAACUGCCAGCAGGAUUUCCUGAUCAUCCUCACAGAGGAUUCGAAACUGUAACUUAUAUGUUAGAAGGUACAAUGCUUCAUGAAGACUUUAAGGGAAAUAAGGGUACACUUGAACCUGGAGAUAUUUAAUGGAUGACAGCUGGUAAAGGAAUUGUCCACGCUGAGAUGCCAGGAUCUAAAGAUUAAACUUCUUAUGGGUUUUAAUUGUGGGUAAAUUUAGAUAAGAGUAAUAAAAUGUGCGACCCUCAAUAUUAAGAAUUUAAAGCUGAAAAGCUACCUGUAGUUUAGAGAGAAGGUAUAUGGAUAAGAUUGAUUGCAGGUGAAGCGUUAGGAGAAAAAGGACCAAUUUUUACAAGAACUCCUGCCUUUUAUAUGGAUGUCAAGCUUGAAAAAAAUGUUAAAUUUGAUUAACAUAUUCCUAGUUAAUUUAGAGGAAUGAUAUUCUUAUACGAAGGAAGCGUUGUUGCAGGAGGUAAUUUAUAAGAAGUUGAAGAUAAAUAGGCUGCUAUUUUUGAACCAUAAGAAGAAGCAGAAAAUUUACACAUCGUUGCUGGUGAAAAAGGUGCUAAAUUUAUUCUAUUUGCUGGUUAACCCCUCAACGAAGAAAUUCAUAGUUCUGGACCUUUCGUCCUAGAAUCAUAAGAAAGUUUAAAUUAAACUUUCGAAGAUUACGAGUAAGAAAAAAAUGGAUUUGAAGGAGCUGGCGAUUGGAAAUCUGAAAUUUAGUUUUUAGCAGAGUUAAAUUAAGAUUGA